CGUAAUGACGCAGGGUUGGAGACCCCGGAAGAGUCCUGGCAUUGUUUACAUUCUACUCUUUGUUCGGUGGAAAUUCUGCCAAAAUGUCCAAAAAACGGUCAAAAACGGCGGAGAGCCGCAGCCUGCGGGCGGUGGUCGACGCGCAGCUGGUGGCGGCCGCAGAGGAGAUCUUCUGGCUGCUGAAGGAGCGCAGGCAGGCGGACAUAGAGCAGCUAAAGCGGCUGGUGACGGAGCGGCUCACCGCGGCCGUGAACAACAUCUUCACCGUGUUCGAAGCGACUCGAGCGGCCGAGAGAGAACCGGAGGAGCCCGGGCAGAAGCUGAGAGGCGACCCUGCAGCCGGCAGGACAGGUCAGUGUCCGGAUACAGACAGAAACACGAGUUGUGUCUGUCCGUCGGUGUCCAGAGUCUCUCUGAGGACAAACAUCUGAAGCAGGAAGUCUCUGUGGACGACCAACUGAAGGAACCUCGGCCCAGCACUUCCUCCCGACCGGAGGACGUUUCAGACCCGAAGCCUCAGCCCAACUCUCCGGACCAUCCGGCUGGAGAGGACGAAGAAGACGAUGAGGAGGCGACUUCUCACUGCUGCAGAGUGUGUGGGAAGUCCUUUGACAGGAAAGGCUUUUUGAUGAAACACGUGGAGAAACACUCGAAGGACGCAGACUGUCUGUGCGGUCUGUGCGGCGAGCAUUUGGAGUCCAUCGACAGUCUAAGGCUGCACCUUCAGACACACCGCGACAGCAGCCGGACCUGCGACAUCUGCGGCAAGAAGUUCCCCUCAAUCCGAGCUCAGGAGACGCACCUGAGGCUGCACACCGGAGAGAAACCCUUCAGCUGCCACGUCUGCGGAAAAGGUUUCAACCAGAAGGGCAACAUGGUGACGCACAUGAGGAUCCACACGGCCGAGAAGCCGUUCAGGUGCACCAUCUGCUGCAAAGAGUUCAGCCACACCGGCUCUCUGGAGCGACACAUGAAGGCUCACGACGGACAAUCGCCGUUCAGCUGCAACGUCUGCGGGAAAGGCUUCGGUAAGAGCGCCGAGCUGCGGCGACACGUCCGCAGCCACGAGUCUGAAGAGCCACCGGCUACCAGGAGCCGACGCAGGAAACCAAGUCUGACUCCUUCACACUGCUGCAAGGUCUGCGGGAACGCCUUUCACAACAAAGGUAACUUUGUGCGGCAUGCAGAGACUCAUUUAAACGAUCCUGUCAGUCGCUGUGGCGUCUGUGGGGAGCAGUCAGAGUCCUCGGAGAGUCUGCAGCUCCACAUCCAGAGUCACAGAGAAACCAGCAGGAUCUGUGACAUCUGCGGCAUCAGCUUCAGGGACAUGGAGAUCCACAUGAGGACGCACACCGGACAGAAACCCUUCAGGUGCAAAGAUUGCGGCAAAGACUUCCCCAGGAAGGGCUCUCUGGAGAGACACAUGAAGCUGCACGCCGGCGAGAGACCGUUCAUCUGCGAGUUCUGUGGGAAGACUUUCAUCGAAAACACCGUCCUGAGGAGACACAUUAAGAGCCACACAGGCGGGAAGCCGAGGAUUUACUCCUGCGACGUCUGCGGCAAGAAGUUCACCAUGAGCCAGCAUCUGGACGUGCACAAGAGGAUCCACACCGGGGAAAAACCGUACACCUGCAGGGUCUGUGGCAAGAACUUCCGCCAGAUCGGCAACCUCGACUCACACAUGAGGAUCCACACGGGCGAGAAGCCGUUCAUCUGCAGCCUCUGUGGGAAAAGAUUCCGCCAGAAAAUCUCACUGGAGACGCACGAGCGCUUCCACAAGAAGGAGAAACCGUUCAGCUGUCAGCUCUGCAGUAAGGGCUUUGUCCAGAAGAUCGACCUGAAGAGACACAUGCUGACGCACACCGGGGAGAAACCGUACAGCUGCAGCGUCUGCGGGAAGAGGUACCAGGAGAAACGCUCGGUGGACUCGCACAUGAAGGUUCACUCUGGAGAACGAACCGUUAAAGACUCAGCCGCAAACGUGAACCUGAAACGACCGGAGGGGGGUCACGACUUCAUCCAGCUGUGAGCUGCACACGAACUGAAACAGACUCCCAUCAGUCACUCUGUAAGUCUGUGACGUUUACGUAUUAAGAGUCACGCAGCAAAAAGUUCAGCUCACGUUUUUUCUUUCAGUCAGAUUAUUUUUAGCCGCUAAACUAAAGCGUGACGACUUUUCAGUUCAAACAGCUUCAAAAACUAAACUCAGGAGUCAUCAUCACAGGAACCUUUAUAGAAACUCAGCAACGUUGCCUUUGUUUCCAUCAAAGAAACCAGAGUCCCAAACAGUCCCUAUUUUGGGGGUAGUAGUCAGGCCGUCACUGAUUGGUCAAACAGGCAGUUACGACUCGUAUCCAGCUGAUCAUCUGUUGUGGAGACGAGUGUUGUGGAGUUUUUGCUUCGUGUUCACGGCUCUUCAGAGUCGCUGGACAAACAGAAAUUCACAGACUUUUAGUGUCAGGAGAGCUUUUCAUUCAUCUAAAUGUCAGGUCAGAUGUCACAACGUGUUUCUCUGUUUCAGCUCUCGGUCCUCAUUAAUAACGUUCCAGGAGAACCAGGAACCUUUUGAGGAACUGAAGUUAGUUCCUGUAGGAGAUUUCCAGCUGUAAAAACAGUUCCUGCUCUGGGGGAGGUUUUACUUUGUAAAGAUACAGGAAGUUUAGGGGCGGGGUUUGCAGGGAUGCCUGUCACUGAUUGGUCAAACACUGCAGCUGCUUCAACUUAUGUCGCUUCAUUCAUAAAACAAGAACUUAAAUGUUGAUGUUACAGAAACGUUUCUUAUCAUUAAUUAACAAAGUUAGAAGACAGAAGUAAAUCUUUAUUUUAUGAUAGUUUCAUGCUGUUACGUUCUAAAGUAGAAAUAAAUAAUCAUUAAAUAAUCAUCCGUUUAAAUUCACCUGCUGUCAUUAAGCUGUAUUCUUUGAUUUUAUGACAAAGAUGUAGGUUUGAGCUGAUUGAUCAGAUCAACUAUCAACAAGUGAAGAGACCGUUGUUUUGUUUUUAAUGUUUAUAGAAAAUAAUUAUUUACAGGAUGAAGAUCUUGAAUCUUCUGCUCCGUCCUUUUUCCAUUUGAUCCUGAUGAAACCUUGUAUCUCCAUAUUCCUGCUCAGUAAAGUUUUGCUCUGAGCACCAACGUCCACAACACCACAGCUGCUGCCGAUGAAUGAAAUAAAAACUCUCAGUCUCUGCCGCCUUAGAUUCAUUUAUUUAUUAAAGGUGGUGGUGAGGUGGAGAGGUGGUCCAGAUCUGAUAUGACAAACUCAGAUUCGGUUUGUUCAAGUCACUUGGAGGCAAAAAAAAAAAAAAAGCCAAACAGAUUUCCGCCACUCCAGCAUGUGACGUGAACGUAGCAACAAUAAUAACACGACCAAACUAUAGUCU
This is a messenger RNA of Thunnus maccoyii (southern bluefin tuna), 3381 nucleotides long. RefSeq names its product gastrula zinc finger protein XlCGF57.1-like. The transcript has 2 exons. The record is from RefSeq and is a predicted model, not a curated record. Gene Ontology annotation, molecular function: DNA-binding transcription factor activity; RNA polymerase II cis-regulatory region sequence-specific DNA binding. Bases 5 to 2029 code for a protein of 674 amino acids. Gene Ontology annotation, biological process: negative regulation of transcription by RNA polymerase II; regulation of cytokine production; regulation of immune system process. NCBI's taxonomy places the organism in Eukaryota, Metazoa, Chordata, Actinopteri, Scombriformes, Scombridae.